AUUCACUGUCUUUUACACACCCACAAACACAACUGUGAAGUAAAACAGUCAAAAGGCUGGUAAAGUUUUUUUCUUUUCUUAAUUUAAUAUAUGUAGUGGAAUAAUCAUCAUAUACAAGACACACAGAUUGCAUGCAGACUUUUGAGUGAAUUACUCUCACACACAUGAGCAGCUUUCUUCGUCGCAUACCCCCGUGUGUCUGACACCAUAAUUUAGAGAAAUAUCUGCUGUAUUGCCUCUGAAGUUUAUGUGAUGAGCCACAUCUCAGCAGCCAAUACAGAGCAGGACUAUAAAGAGGGGGGUGAAGUAAUAUCAGUCUUUGACCAUGACACGAUUGUCACCCCGCCCCCUCCUGCCCCUCCCCCACCCCUGCCAGUGGGAAACAUUCAAAGGAGGCAAAGAAUUAGGAGUUUUUACUGGAAGCCAAUUCCAGAAGAACGCAUUCACCAGCGGGGGGCGCCCAACCUGUGGACACUUGCAAAGCAUUCUGAUAAACACAAAUUUCACAUUGACAUUCAGACUAUCGAGGACCUGUUUGGACACAAUGACAGAAACACAGUUGCCACAGCCAGCAACAAGACCAGCCGAGUGUACAGCAGUUUGUCUGAGCAGAAGAAGGAGAUUAGCAUCCUUGACCCUAAAAGGAGUAUGAAUGUAGCAAUUUUCCUCAAAUGCUUUAAAAAAUCCAUUCAGUCUGUCAUUGAUGACAUUGUCCAUGGAAACAGUGAGGAGUUUGGAGCAGAACGACUGAGAGAACUGAACAAACUACUGCCAGACACACACGAAGUGGAGAAGCUGCAUUCAUACAAAGGAGAUAAAACUCACCUAAACACCGUGGACUCCUUUAUGUACCAACUUACACUCUUACCCAGGUUUGAGCUGCGUGUAGAGGCCAUGCUGUUGAAGGAGGAAUUUUCUGCUUUAUGCUCAUCACUGAAACAGGAUGUGCUCAUUAUUCACGCUGCCAUCAGAGAGUUGUUAAGUUGUGUGGAGCUUCACUCAGUCCUUCACCUGGUUCUGGAAGCAGGAAACAUCAUAAACACUGGUGGUUACGGUGGAAAUGCUGUGGGUUUUAAACUCUCCUCUCUUCUCUCUCUGGCUGAAACCAAAUCCAAUAAACCAGGAAUGAACCUGCUGCACUUUGUCGCUCUGGAGGCCCAGAAGAAAGAUGACCAGCUGCUCAAAUUCCCUGAGAAGCUUCAGUAUGUUGAGAGUGCAGCACGGGUGAGUGUGGACAGUUUGGAUGUUGAGUUGGAUAAUCUGAACAGGCGAAUAAAAAACUUACAGCAGAACAUCCAGAGUGAUACACAACUACUGCAACAACUACACACCUUCCUACAGUGUGCAGCUGUCUCUCUAAAGGAAGUCAGUGUGUGUCAUUCUCUGUUGAAGACUGAAGGUGAUGAAAUGAUUGAUUUCUUUUGUGAAGACAGAGAGACUUUCAAAUUGGACGAGUGUUUCUACAUUUUCUAUCAUUUCUGCUCCAAAUUCACUAAAGCAGUACAGGAGAAUGUGGAGCGUGCAAUGAGGGCAGAGUCUCAGCUGAAACGAUUGAAAGUUGGGGAGGAAAAAGGGCCUUCCUGGGCGGGACAACUUUGGGUGGGCGGAGUCUUGAGGCCCAGGUGCAGCAGUGAAAUUGAUGUUCGGGCAGCAGUGAAGUGGGAGGGGCUUAUGGAGCUCCUUAAUGCACAACCCCCCAGCUCCCACAAUUUUCUGGGGGGGUUUGGCCUUCAUCGCCCACGGCAACGGCUCAGUGGCAGCAACAUGAAUAUAAAAGACACACACACACCAUCAGACACACAGUCACCAUCGGACACACACUCUCACUCAGCACGCAUGGCUGUCCAGGUGGAAACCCACACACUGAUUCCUGGACUGCAAAACAGUCCCUUUAAAACUUUAUUUCAUGGUCACCAUGGCAAUGACCCCACUGAGAUAUCCAGCAGCGAUGUAACAAAUGAUGAAGAGUUUCCACACCAUGACACUGACAUCAAACAGCUAGACAGGAACAGACACAUGGCAAUGACCUCUGACCCUGCACAGGCAAGGUUAGAGGUUGACGGGGAGUUGGUUUUAAGGGUGGAGUCAGAGGUGGGAUUAGAGGUGGAGUCAGAUGUAGGAUUGGGGGUGGAGCCGGAGGUGGUAUUGCGAGCAGACUCAGACGUAGGACGGGGGGCGGGGUCAGAUGUGAUAUUGGGGGUGGAGUUAGAUAAGGGUAGAACUCUAGAUCUGAUGAACAAACACUAUGACAUACGGAAUGAGGAAGGAAACAGCAACAUUAUUCUUGAACACCAGCUAAUCAUCUCUCCUGCUGCUGCUGAAACCUCAACUACUGCUUCCCCUAGCAGCCAAUCAGAAUUGAAAACCAACAGGAAUACAACUGAGUCCACCAAUCAGGAUUUAGACUGCAAAUCCACCCAUCAUUUUUUAGGAUCUAAAGAAAGAGAGAAAAAGAGGAUUCAGGCAGUAAAUUCAGAAAAUACCAUAUCACCAAACAAUGCUACAAGUAAAAGUGUAAACUCAUUCAGGAAAAUGCCACUGAAAAAAUCUAUAGUUUCUCCUGAGUCCUCCUCCUCUUCGUCAUCACCGAAACUCCGCCCACUUCAUCCUGUACGAACUCUCACUCACACUGAGAAACAAAGCAUGAGGAAGGUUAUUUCCGUUAGCAGCACUAAGCCCCACCCUAUUGCGCGCACUCAGAGUCUUAAAGUCCCACCCCCAUCAACAGCUACAUCUGUGCACCCAAGCCCCACCCCCAAGGUGUCAUCCAUUCAGAAGUCAUUAGUGAGGAAGCCGAUGAUUCACCAGAAAUCUGCACCCAAAGAGAAAAUAUGUAGAUCUACACAGCGCAUACUUGCCAUGCCCACUCAGGAAAGUCACACCCAUACUCAAAAAGCCACACCCCACUUUGCUUGCAGCACCGUUGCCUCCACCACUCGCAGUGCUGUCACCACCAGUAACACGUCUCUCAGUCAGAAGGAUGUGUCCACUACUACAAAAGCGUCUUCACCGACUCGCACAGUGCCCCGCAGAGCGAGUGAACUGAGCUUGCCCAGUAGAACAGGAAGUACUGAUCUGCCACUUCCUCGUGGCCAUAUAACAAAUUUUAAGGUCAAACCUGUACGUCCGGCCUGGAGGUAGACAAGAUUAAAAAUGGAAUAAUUUUUAAUUAAACUAAAUCAAAAUUUAGUUAAGUGAACUAAAUAAUUUCAAAAUGUUUUUCUCUAAUGGAACUAAAAAUGGAGGACAUUGUGUUUUGAGUGUGUUGUAAUGAGUACCGUGAGAGUUUUGAGUUGUUUCAUUCAGUGAGAUUAAUAAAUUUUGGACAAUUUUUUG
This is a messenger RNA of Pangasianodon hypophthalmus (striped catfish), 3336 nucleotides long. RefSeq names its product FH2 domain-containing protein 1. The transcript is spliced from 12 exons. The coding region runs from base 253 to 3141 and encodes 962 amino acids. NCBI's taxonomy places the organism in Eukaryota, Metazoa, Chordata, Actinopteri, Siluriformes, Pangasiidae. The record is from RefSeq and is a predicted model, not a curated record.